CGCGUAACCCUGCUUAAUUUUAUACUGCAAUAUAUUGAAAUAUACUAACCUAUACUAAACUAUACUGAAAUAUAAACUCUCUUUAUCUGAUCAUCAGAAAGAAAACAAAAAAACAACUUAUCAUUACUUAAAAUGUCUCUGCCUAUUAAUGAAACUGAAUAUCAGCAUCGAAAUAUACAUGACAGCAGCGACAACGAUGCCAGUUCCGAUAACGAACCUGACAUGAACUUCAAUGUAAAUCUAAACAAUUUUCAACUACCUAAAACCUAUCCAAUAAAUCACCAAAUCUUGAAAAAAUUAAACGAUUUAAACACUUUUGAUUCAAACGACUUAACCCUCCUAAAUGACCUAAAGGAUUCAAUUUAUAAUUCCAAUAUUAGCCAUCUAAUUGACUCUCUAAAUCAAUCAUAUGCCAAUAAUUCCAAUAAUUCCAAUAAUACCAAUAAUACCAAUAAUACCAACCCUAAUAAUAAUGAAAACAAUGAAAACAAUGAAAACAAUGAAAUCAUUCAACAAUCAAUAGACAAUAUCAAAAAAUCAAUCCUAAUAAAUGGUUACACAAAAAUCUUUCAAAAUACUAUUCAAACUACUAAAGGUUCCCUACUAAAAUUAUCUAAAGAUUCUAAAAAUGAUGAUAAUAACGAAAAAAUCUCAGACGUUUUUAAUCAAAAUCUAGAAAUGGAAUUCAACCAAUUCUCCUUAUUAAACUUAUUAAAAAAUGAUAAACAGUUUUUAAAACUAUCCUCAUAUAAAUUUGUAAUCAAUAAUCCUUUAGAUCCUCUACCAAAAUUUAAUUCUAACUUUGAUGAUAUUGAUUUAAACCAAGAUAUAAGUGACAUUGACAUUGAUAUCAAUAUAGAUUCAGAUUCAGAUUCAGAUUCAGAUUUAGAUUCAGAUUCACACUCACAUUCUGAUUUAAAUUUAAAUACCCUCAAAUCUUUAUACAAUUCAAAUCGCCAAAAGAAUAAUAAUGAUGACGAGGAAGAAGAAGAAGAGAUUCUAGAAUCCGGCGGAAAAAUUGAUUUAUUAUGCCCAAUUUCAAGAAAAUUAUUUGAAGAUCCACUUAAAUCAACAAUAUGUGGCCACACCUUCUCAAAGAAACCAUUAUAUGAAUAUUUGGAUAGCCAAAGACAUGAAAGACUAAUUCCUUGCGUUGUCUCAGGAUGUUCAUCAAACAUAAAUAGAAACAACCUAAUCGAUGACAUUUUAAUGGACCUACGUGUGAAAAGUUACUCCAGAAAUAAAAAUAUCAAUAGAUCAAAUCAAAAAGAUCAGUUAGUCAUUAUAUAAUCAUCAUAUAUAUAUAUAUAUAUCUAUAUAA
This is a messenger RNA of Ascoidea rubescens DSM 1968, 1321 nucleotides long. It is a transcript of the gene MMS21, whose product is annotated as SUMO ligase MMS21. The record is from RefSeq and is a predicted model, not a curated record. Bases 133 to 1290 code for a protein of 385 amino acids. Gene Ontology annotation, biological process: protein sumoylation; double-strand break repair via homologous recombination. NCBI's taxonomy places the organism in Eukaryota, Fungi, Ascomycota, Saccharomycetes, Ascoideales, Ascoideaceae. Gene Ontology annotation, cellular component: Smc5-Smc6 complex; nucleus. Gene Ontology annotation, molecular function: zinc ion binding; SUMO ligase activity. The transcript has a single exon.